Messenger RNA from Pteronotus mesoamericanus, 12645 nucleotides. RefSeq names its product SPATA31 subfamily H member 1 (gene SPATA31H1). The record is from RefSeq and is a predicted model, not a curated record. The transcript is spliced from 7 exons. Bases 1 to 12645 code for a protein of 4214 amino acids. Lineage: Eukaryota; Metazoa; Chordata; Mammalia; Chiroptera; Mormoopidae.
AUGGCGCUGACAUGGGGGCCAGCCCUCCCACUGCCAACACAUGUCAGUCUUCUACUAUUAUUUGGUCUCCUUGUUUGGGGGCUUUGGGGGCUGUUUUCUGGGAAGCAGAGCAGGGAGCAGGUGGUGGCAGAGACAGACUCAGAGACUUCAAAGCAACAUCGAUUGAAAAAGAUCCAGAAAUUCACAGGUCAGGAAGAUCCUAUGUUUUAUUUUCAGCUGAAGGCUCAACGGUGGGAAGAAAAUCUCAGGAUGGGUUGCAUUAAAACUAACCUGACAUCCUUUUCAGAGCUCCCUAGGGGAUGGACCCAAGAAUGUAUACUUUGUCUUCAACAGAUCUUCCAACAUCUGGAAAAUGCAAGAUCAGCUCUUAUGGAAUCAUGUUUGCUGGAACCACAGUACACGAUUUCUUCCUCUACUUCCUCUGAUUUUGUGGAUCAGGAGCCUAUUCUACCCUCUUGUGACUGUAAGACAGCAAAAUAUUCUACUACGCACACCACUUCCUCUGGAUCAUCAAGCAACAACUUCAGUUUGUCUCACUUUCCUGUCUUUUCUGAAGGAACAACCUGGAAAUUCUGGAGCCAUAGUUUACCUAUUUUAUCUAAAAAGCAACCAUCUGUGUUCAAGAACCAAGGCAUAUCCCUGCCUCCUUUGCAGCUCUCAGAGCUUGGGAAAUCAAAACUCCUUCAGAAUUUGGCAACUCUUUCAGCCUUAAGACCUCAAAGCUCUUUCACCAACUCUACUUUCUGCAAACAAGUGAAAACAAAAGAUGGGAGAAGGAGCAAGAACCAUCUGACUUCAGAUCAUUGGCCAAAUUCUAUUUUUAAGGGCAGACCACGAUUCCCAGAUCAGGCUCCAAUCCAGAUCCCUCCUUUGACUAGGUGGGAGUUAGAGGGACAUAUGGCUUGGAAGGUUUGUACUUUGCAGAAACAUGCAGUACCUCUGCCUGUGAGGGAAUCAUGGGCAAGGUUAAAUUAUUUAAUUGAGGUACAAGGAAACAUCCCUGAACUAGAGAGAUCCCAAAUCCAGUUAUCUAUUCCCAUUCAUCAAAAUACUGAGCAAAAUAUCAACAAUGAAUCCCCAGACCUUCCAUCAUUUCAGCGCCAUGUGAACAUUGGGGUGGAACCUGAAUUAAAUAGAACAGAAACAAAAAUUUCACAAUCACUUAUCCCAGGUAAGCAGUCACAACCUAGGAGUGGCCCUCAAAUCCUUGGAUCCAAGCUGUUAGUUACAUCAAUGGGCACUCCACCUCCCAAAAGUUUAGGAGUUGACAUAAUCCAAAAAGAAACCACCUUACUGGAGAAGGAUCCAAAACAUGAGUCAGAGCUUAAGAUAAAGCAGAGGGUAAUAGGUCUUCCAGAAAAAAGCAAACAGAAGCAUGAGACCCACGUGACUAGUGUGGAGUUGACUCCAAGGCUACCAUAUCAAGUCACAGAUAGCAUAAAGGUAACUCCAUUGGCAUUACUUCAAGCCAUGGAUUCAAUGGGGAUGAUCCCAGAAUCACAUUCAGAAGUGACAGAAUUUGUGGGUUUGUUUCCGCAGCCAAAUGAAGCUGUGAAACCAAUGGAAACAGUGAGUGUAAGCUCAAAACCAACAUAUCAAGUCAUUGAAUCAGUGGAGGUAACCUCAAGGCCCCAGCACCAAGUUACAGAAUCAAAGAAGAUUAUCUCAAAACCACUGAAUCAAGUUACAGAUAAUGUAAAGGUAACUCCUGUAGCAUUGCUUCAAGUCAUGAAUUCUAUGGGGAUGAUUAAAAAAUCACAUCCACACAUCCCAGAAUCAAUGGGAAUGACCCCAAGGUCACAAUAUCAAGUCAAGGAGCCAGUGAAGAUGAGCACAUUGUUGGACCAUCAAAUCAUACAACCAGAAAAAAUGAGUCUGAGGCCACAGCAUGCAGUCACAGAAACUGUGGAAAUGACUCCAGGUCCACAACAUAAAGUUAUUGAAUCAGUGGCUUCAAAGCUGCAAAAUCAAGUCACGGAACCACUUAAAAUUAUUCCAGGGUCUAUGUGUCAAAACACAAAAUCAUUGAAUAUGAUGCCUAGAUCAUUGCAUCAAGUCAUGGAUAUCAUGAAAGUAACUCCAGAGGCACUAUUACAAGCUAUGGAUUUCAUGGGAAUAAUUCCACCAGCACAGCCAGAUGGUAUAGAAUCUGGGAAUUUGACCUCCAGUUCACAGUUGCAAGGUAUGGAAUGUGUUCAUUUGAGCCUACCACCAGAGUUGCCAGGUACAAAAAUUGUGGAGUUGACCCCAAGACCACAACAGGAACAUACGCAAUCUGUGGAGUGGGCCCCAAAGUCAUGUUUACAAGAUAUAAGACCUGAGGAGAUAGCCCAAGUACUAUUGCUUAAAGAUAUAAAAACUCCUCAAGUGGUAGAAUGUAGAAGGCUGAUUCCUGAGAGACAGGUAGAAGGUAUGAAAUAUGAGGAGCUGACCCCAAGCAUACACAUUCCAGCAGUAAAAUCUGUACAAUUGUUACCCAAACCAAAUCAUCAAGCCACAGAACUUGAAGAAUUGACCCCAUGGCAUCAAGCUUCAGAAUCUUUAGGGAUGAUUUCAGAGCCAGCACAUCAAGAAACAGAACCAAUGUUGAUCUGUGACACUUGUUACCAUGAGAAAGAAUCUGUUGGGUUGACACCAUCAUCUUUAGGAAAUACCCCAGGGCCAUUGGGACAUGCUUCAAAAUCUAGGCAGAUGAACUCAAUGUCAUUUCAAGGUACUCUUGACACAAAUCUCCAAAGUGUAAAAGCCAUGGGGGUGACUCCGGUUUCACAACAUACAAUACAACAAUCUCUGAAGGUGGUACCAGGAUCAGAGAUGCAAGGUUUGAAAUCAGAGGUGAUGAUCCCAGACUCCCAACAUACUAAGUUUGUCCUGAAUCUAGGACUACAUUCAGAAGUUAUGGACUAUGAGGAGCUGAUCUCAGAACCACAGUUUCAAAAAUCUGUGCCAUUGACCUCAGUAUCACGGCACCAAAAUAUAAAACUUGAGUUAGUCCCACUAGUGGUAGGAUCUAAAGAGUUUAUUACAGGACAAAAACCACAUGUAAUGGUGUUGUCUCCAAAGCCGCAGCCCAAGGAAGUAAUGUACAGGCAGUUGGAUCCAGAGCCACAAUUACAGGAUGUGAAAUAUGUUAAUUUAGUCCAACAGUCAACUACUACCAGAGUGCCAGAAUCUGAGAAGCUGAUACAAGAGCCAGUGCUACAAAGCAUGGUUUCAGAGGACUUGACUGUAGGGCCACAGUCACAAAGUGUCAGAUUUUCAAAGUUAUCACCAGGGCCACUUCUUCAAGGAGAAAAAUUUGUAGAUUUAAUUGCAGGGCCCCCACACCAUGUUAUAAAAUUUGAUGAAUUGACCCCAGCUUUCCCAGUGCAAGAAACCAAACUGUCAGAUUUCCCCCUACAGCCAAAGCAUCAAAGUGUUACAUCUGUACAGUCAACUUCUGAACUGCAACCUCAAGGUAUGAAAUUUGUGGAACGAAACUCAGAACUAUGCUUGGAAGAUGUUAAACUUUCUGAUUUAGACCCGGAAUCAAAGCACAAAGGUUUCAAACCUGUGCAGUUUAUACCAGGAACACAGAUUCAAGAUAUAAAGUCUGUAGGGUUUGUAGCAGAAUCAACUUUGCAGUUAAGCAAAGGGCUCCCAGGUGAAAAUAUGAAAUCUGUUUUGUCUAUUGAAGGAUCACAAUUUCACAGCAUGAAAUCUGUGAAAUUGACCUCAGAAAUACAAUAUCAAGGUGCGAAAUCUGAGGAACUGAAAGCAGGGCCAAGGCAGCAAGAUGUCGAAUUUUCUGAAUUGACUUCAGGGCCAAAGCUUCACAGUGUCACAUUUGUGGAACAAACCCCAGGAUCACUGUUUCAUGGUAUGAAUUCUGUGGAGAUGAUUUCAGAGUUAGGGCUUCAAGAUUCUAAAUUAGCAAAAAUGUCUCAAGGGUUUCAACUUACAAAAGAGGUCGGGCUUAACCCAGAGCCAUGGCUAGAAGAUGUGAAAUUUUGUGAUCUGGCAUCAGGAACUCAAUCUCAAAGUGUGAUAUCUUCAGAGUUAAAAUCAGGGCCACAACUACAAUGUGCAAAAUUAUUUGAGUUGACUCCAGAGCCAAAGAAGCAAAGAGGAAGAUCUAUGGAGUUGACCCCAGGACGUGAACAACAAGGGGUUAAGCCUGAGAUGUUAGUUAAAGAGCCACUGUUUCAAGGUGUAAAAUGUGUAGAGGUAGGUCAAAUGUUAAGCUUUGACAGUGACAUUUCACAUAAAUUAGUCUUGGAGACACAGAUUGCAGAUGCAAAAUUGAUGGAGUUGACUCCUGAGCAAGAGUUGCCUAGUGUAAACUUUUCUGAGUUGACCAGAAGACCACAGUUACAAGGUAUGAAAUCUCUUGAAUUGACCCAAGGACCACAAUUAGAAGAUGUAAAACCUGUGGAGUGGACCCCAAUCUCAGCAUUUCAAGGUUUAAAAUCUGAGGCAGCAAUCCCAGGGCCACAGCUGGAAGAUGUGAAAUCUGUGGAUUUAACCCCAUGGUCACAUUUGGGAGGUGCGAAAUCUAUGGUAGUAACCCCUGGGCCACAGGUAGGAGGUACGCAACAAGUGGGGUUGACUCCAGGCUCAAAACGUCAAGGUUUGAAGUCUGGAUUGUUGAUCUCAGAAUCAGAGCUGAAAGAUGUGAAAACUGUGAUCUUAAGUGCAGAACAAUGCCUAAGAUGCCCAAGUCCUCAGUUGGAAGCCGAGAAAUCUGUGGAGAUUAAUUUAGGGCCACAGAUAGAUGUCAAAUCUGUGAAAACCAUCCCAGAUUCCAAGCCUCAAGGUGUGAAGUCUGUUCAGUUGUCUCCACAUUCAAGAGUUGAAGAAUUCAGAACUGUAGAGUUGGCCCCCAGGGCACAAAUGCAAGAUGUGAAAGCUGAGGAAUUAAAACUCGGGCCAAAGAUGCAAGGGGAGAAUUCUGUGCCUUCUGCACCAGAGCCAUUGCUCCAAGGGCCUCAGUUGCAAGGUAUGAAACCUGAGGAAUUGACUUUAGAGCCACAAAUGCAAGACAUGAAAUUUGUGGAGAUUACCCCAUGUUUAAAGCUUCAAAGUUUAAACUUGUUAGAGGAGACUCCAGAUCCACUGCAAUAUGUAAAACCUGUGAAGUUGAUCCCAAGGCUAAAGAAGCAGGCAGAAAAACACAUGAAUGUAAUCAGAAUACAAGAGUUUCAAGGAGUAAAAUCUGUGGAUUUAGCUCAAAAGCAAGAGUUUCAAGGGAUGGCACUUGUGAAUUUAACUCCUAGGCCAGAACAGAAUGGAGAGGUAUCUGUAAUCUUACCAGAGCAGCAAUGUAUGAAUUCAGAGCAAUUGAAGAGAGGGUCUAAGUCAGAAGAUGGGAUGUCUUUGGAGUUAAUUCCAGAGCUAAAAUUUAAAGAUAGAAAAUCAGUAGACCUCAACUUUGAGUUACAGUUGAAUGAUAUGAAAUCAUUUGAAUUGACUCCAGAAUCAGAUAUUCAAGGUGUAAAAUCUAAAGAGUUUAAACCUGAACCACAGUUGCAAAGCAUAAAAUCUCCCAAAUUGACCCUAGGGCCACAGUUGCACCAAGUAAAACCCUUAGUGUCAAUUUCAGAGCCACAGCUUCAAGGGGCAAAAACUGUUGAUCUGAAACAAGAGCCACAGCUUGGAAGUAUGAAAUGUAUUCAGUGGAUACCAGGACCUGAGUUCCAAGGUGUGAAAUCUGUAGGAUUAAAACUUGGGUCACGAUCUCAACGUGUCAAAGCUGCACAGUUGAGAUCGUUGUUAUAUUCAAGAGAUGUGAAGUCAUCUAAAUUGACUCUAGAGCCAAAAACUCAAGGUACAACAUAUAUGGAGUUCAAUCAUGGGCCACAGUUGCGGAGUGUGAAAGCCUCUGAGUUGCCCCCAAGACAACUGCAAAAAGGGAAAUUUUUGGCAUCAACAUUAGAGCCACAGCUUCAAGGCACAAAAAGGGUGGAGUUAAACCAAGAGCCACAGUUUGGAAAUACGAAAUCUGUUCAGUGGAUACCUGCACUAGAGUUCCAAUGUAUGAAAUCUCUGCUAAAUCUUGGGUUACAAUCUCAAUGUGUCAAACCAGCAGAGUUGAAACCUUUGAUACAGUUAAGAAAUACAACAUCAUCCAAGUUGACUCCAAAGCCAGAGCUCCAAGGUAUACAAUUUUUAGCAUCACCCCAGGAACAUCAGCCUGAAGGUUUUGAUUUGAAACCUCAUCUACAGUUUAGAAGUAUGAAAUCAUGUGACCUGACUUCAAGGUCAAAGCCUUGUGAUGUAAAACCUAUGAUGUUCAAAUCUAGGCUUCACUUGCAUGACAGGAAAUCUAAAUUGACCGCAGGACUUCAGCUUCAAAAAGUGAAACCCUUACAGUCAUCCCCAGGAACACAGCUUCAAGGUGUAAAGUCUCUGGUGCUUACACAAGAACCACAGCUUCCAGGUGUAAAAUCUGGGGUAUUAAGUCAAGGGUCACAAUUACAAAGUGAUAAAACUAUAGAGUCGAGCUCCCCACUACACUUGAAAAGUAUGAACUCAUUUGAGUUCGCUCUUCAAACAAAGCUUCAAGAUGUGAAAUCUGAGGAUUUCAACUCUGGGUCACAGUGGCAAGGUCUGAAAUCUUCUAAGUUACCACCUGAUAUAAAGUCCCAAGAUAAGAAAUUUACUGAGUUAAAUCCCAGCUCACAGUUGCAGGGUACAACAUUUUCUAAAUCUACUAUAGGGACAAAGAUUCAAGGUGUCAAUUGUACAGAUUUCAACUCUGGGUCAUUGUUACAAGGUAUGAAAUCUUCUGAAGGGACUUCAAAGACAAAGCUUCAAGAAGUGAAAUCAAGAGAAUUCGAGUCAGACCCACAAUUGCAAGGUAUAAAAACGUCUAGGAUGAUCAUGGAUAUAGAGCUUCAAGAUGUAGAAUCUAUGAAUUUCAGAUCUGAACCACACUUGCAGAGUAUGAAAUCUUCUGAAGUGACCCCAAAGGAAAAGCUCCAAGGUGUGAAAUCUGUAGAACGGAAACCUAGUCCAGAGUUACAAGAUGAGAAAUCAGGUUUGACCCUGGGGAGGAAGUUUCCAGGGGCAAAAUCUGUAGAGAUGGACUCAGGUCCAAAAUUACAAGACAUAAAAUGUUCUGAUUUGAUCAUGGGUAUAAAGCUUCAAGAUGUAAAAUCUAUGGGGUUCAACUCUAGACCACACUUUAAAGGUAUGAAAUCUUCUGAAGUGACCCCAGGGGCAAAAUUUCAAGAAAUGAAAUCAUUCUUCAAUUCCAAACCACAGAUACAAAGUAAAAAAUCUCAGUUAAUUCAAGCAACAAAGCUUCAAGUUUUGAACUCCUUAAGGUCUAACCAUGGUUCAACGUUACAAGGUGGAAAAUCUUCUGAUUUAACUCAGAGGAAGAAGCUUCAGGAUAUGAAAUCUAUGGAGUUCAACCCUGGACAACAGAGACAAGAUGAGAAAUCUGAUUUGACACUAGAAUGGAAGCUUCAAGAUUUGAAAUCUGUUGAGUUAAAACCUGUUCCACAUUUACAAGCUGUGACAUCUGAGUUAAUACCAGAGACAAAGCUUCAAAGUGAAGAAUCUGUGGAGUUCAUCACCAGGCCAAUGUGUCAAGAUACAAAGUCUUUUGAAUCAACUCUACGCACAAAGGAACACCACGUUAAAACUUUGGGGUUUAGCUCAGCCCCACAAGAUAGGAAAUUGUCCAUGUUGACACAAGGCACACACCUACCAAGUGUGAAAUGUGUGGAAUUCAACCUGGGGGCAAAUUUGCAAGGUGCAGAAUCUGAAUUGAUAAAGCUUCAAAUAGAAACCUCUACAGAGAUCAAUGAUGGUCCCAAAUUUCAGGUUGCAAAACCCUCUGAGUUGGCCUUGGAAUCAAAGGUUCACAAUGUAGUAUCUUCUGAGUUCAAUGCUGGAAAGCAAUGGCAAGGGAUAAGAUCUGAGCUGAGCACCACGAUGAAGCUUCCAGAUGAGCCAUUUCUGGAAUUCAAGCAUGAACCUAAAUUGCAAAGUGGGAAAUCUUCUGAACUGAACCCAGGGCCACAGUGUCAAUGUAUAAAUUUUAUGGCAUUCAACACUGGGCCCCAGUUGCAAGGUCUAGAAUCUUCUGAGUUGGACCCUGGGCCAGGGCUUCAAGGUAUAGAAUCUAAGGUGUUCUGCUUUGAGCCAUAUUUGCAAAGUAUGAAUUCUUCCUCAUGCACUUCAGAACCAAAACUUCAGCCUAUAAAUUCCACUGGAUGCAACACUGUGCCACAUUUGCAAGGUGUGAACCCUUCUGAAUUAACUUUAGUUUCAAAACUUCAAGGUAUGAAGCCUUCUGAACUGAAUCCAGGGACAGAGAUUCAAAGUGAGAUAUCAAUGGUGUUCAACGCUGGACCACACUGGCAAGGUCUGAAAUCUAAAAUGACUCCAGAAUCAAAGUUUCUAGGUGUAGCACCUAUGGAAUGCAACCCCAGGCCACAGAUGCAGUGUGAAAAUUCUUGUGUGUUGACUCCAGGGCCAAAAGUACAAUGUGUAAAUUCUACUGGAUGCAACCGUGGGCCACUCUUGGAAGGUGUAAAAUCUUUUGAGUUGACUUCGGGGACAAAAUUUCAAGGUAUAAUGACAACAGAGUUCAACCCUGACUCAAAACUGCAAGGUAUGAAUUCUUCUGAAUUAAAUUCAGGGUCAGAACUUCUAGGGCCACAAAUACAAGGCAUGAAACCUUGUGAAUUGAACCCUGAGCCAGAAUCUCAAGGCACAAAGUCUAUUUUGUUUAAUCCUAGAUCACAUUUGCAAGGUGUAAAAUCUUCUAAGUUAACUCCAGGGACAAAGUUUCCAGAAGUCCAAGUUUUGGAGAACCACCUUGGGUCACAGCAACAAGUUGGGCACUCUGUUUUGGGUCCUCAGUUAGAUGGUGCAAAAUCUGUGUUAUUUUUACCAGAGCCGUUGCUUGAAGAUGUAAAGUCUGUGACAAUGAACAAAGAGUCAUUGCUUUGUGGUGCGAAUUUUGUGCAAUGGAUUCCAGACUCUGAGCUGCAGGACUUAAAAUAUGAGACGUUUGCACUGGAGUCAUGUUUUACAAAAGUGAAAUCUGUAGAGUUAAGUCCAGGGUCAAAUAUUGAAUUGAAAUCUGCAGAAUUAACCUCACAGCCAACAUCUCCAUUUGAGGAUCCCACAGUGUUAACUCAUGAACAAGAGCUUCAGGCUGUGAAAUCUAUAGGGAUAAAAACAAGGCCUCCUCAAGUUAUGCAAUCUGAGGAUUUGAAUCUAAGACAGGUAUAUCAGAAUAGGGAAUCUGAGGAGUUGACAUCAGAAGAAGAGUUACAAAUGGAGAAUUAUUCCUCUAGGUUUCCACACAACUCUUCAAACUCAGUCAUCUCAAGCUCUGUCAAAACAACCUCUGAAUUAGGAGGCCCUUGGGAUUCUGAGAUGACUAAAGUAUCAAGAGUCUUGGAUAUAAAAAGCCUUUGGACAGAUAUUUUGCUGCCUGAAGGGUCCUUUAUAGACCCUGCUUCAACCUUUCCCUUGUCCCUUCAUAAUCAACCCUCAGAUAAGGCAGCUAAUACUGUAGGAACCACCCAUUCUGAGAUCCCAGGAGUGAAUGUCAUAUCUAAGGAGAGGAUUCUGAAGGGACAGAUGGCAGAGAUAGAGAAUUCACUCCAGGGCUUCUUCCCACAUCCUCCACAAAGCUGGAGAUCACCAGCUAGGACCUUCCAGACAGGAUCAGGGCCUAGAAGAGACCUUACCUGGUCUGUCCUAGGAAGACAACAGAAUGUCUGGGAGAGUCACUCCUGGAAGCAGAAACUACCUAGAAAAUAUCUCUCCAAUAUGCUAAUGCUGGGGAAUGUCUUGGGAACCACUAUGGAAAGGAAGCUUUGUUCUCAAAUAUCUUUAACAGCAAGAGCCACUGCAGAUACUCAAUCUAUUCAGAAUUUAUUUGGGGUUCCAGCUGAACUGAUGGAAUUUUCCCAGAGUCUGGUAGAGACAGGUCAAGGUACUGUUUCUCCGGCUUCAGUGGUCAAAAACUACAUUCAGAGACAUACUUCAUGUCAUGGUCAUGAGAAAAGAAUGGCCUUAAGGAUGUGGACACGUGGUUCUAUGUCCUCCAUAAUACAGCAAUACUCUGGAACUAGAGUGAGAAUAAAGAAAACAAACUUCAGUGAUAUAUCUCAGGAAGUCAUUCAGCACAUUCCUGUUUCAUAUACAGGGGACCAGCUUCUUGACCCAGUAAAGUCAGAAUCUUCCCUCAAUAUAUUUUUCACUGUGAAAGACCCUGUUCCAGUGAAAGAGAGUGAGAACUUACAGAGUGAUUCACAGACAAGGAUUUUUGAGUCCCAAUACCCCCUCAAGCCAAAUUAUCUUUCCCAGGACAAGGCUGACUUCUCAGAACAGCUCCAGUUGCUACAAGAUCUGCAGCUAAAAAUAGCAGCAAAACUGUUAAGAAGUCAAAUACCCCACAAUGUACCUCCUCCGCUAGCUUCAGGACUGGUCCUAAAAUACCCUAUCUGCCUACAGUGUGGUCGAUGUUCAGGUUUUAAUUGCUGUCAUAAAUUACAAGACACUUUGGGGUCUUAUCUUAUUAUCUAUCCACAGCUCCACCUUGUGAGCACUCCUGAAGGUCAUGGAGAGAUUAGAUUGCAUCUUGGCUUUAGGUUGCGAACUGGGAAAAGGUCCCAAGUCCCAAAGUAUCAUAGAAGAGACAGACCCAUCACACCAAGGAAUCCGACAUCACUAUCACCAAGGAAAGCUAAAAUGUGUACUCGAGCUCCCAGGAGUCCUACUUCCACACUAGAUUUCCUGUCUCAGUCUUCCCAGUCUCCUGCUCCUGUACAAGUCCACAUUAGACAAAAGCAAUGUGGCAGCCCUGACCUUAUAGGAAAGACAGAUGGUGGAGAGCCUGGGCACUAUGAAUUCACUGAAGUUCGUUCUUUACCAGAGAGUGACUCUAAAAGCGAUCAGGAUGAAAAAUGGGCUGAAGUGAGCACAGAAUACACCCAUGAUUCAAAAUAUCCAACAAAAAAAAUAACCAAGGGAGUUAGAACACAAAACAAAAAGUUCUACAUGAACAGUAGGACCUUAAAAAACAAUCUUUCUAAGGAAUUACCAGCCCAAUUAAAAAUGAAAAGGAAUGGAGCACCUCGGACAACUACUGCCUCUUUUAAAAGACAACCUAAGAAAUCCUCCCAACCCAAAUUUAUUCAAAUGGUUUUUCAGGGACUAAGGAAGGCAUUCCAAACAGCACACAGAAUUAUGGCAUUUGUUGGACAGAAGCCUGAAGACAGAACAAGGGAAGGCCAUUUGUGGUCAAGCAAAAACUACCAAACAAAACAAAAAGCCAGAGACUACUGCUUACUAAGAGAUACCAAAAAAGAGAGGAUGUCGGCUAUGAAACUAAAGCCAACAGAGUCAGCCAUUGAACAGAAGAGCAUGCUGUGGGAAGGAACCGACCAAUUCAGAUCAGCUCAACAAUCAAAAACAGAUAGCUCUUUCCAACCCAUACUUUUCCCACUGCCCAGAUGUAGAGUUUCCCAAGGAAGUACCACUUCUGAAACCACCACAAUCAGAUAUCCUUUGGAUACCAUUCGAAGUGACAGUGGCAGCAGACUUAAGAAAAACUUCUACAGAAAAGAAAUCUCUAGCCCAGAGUCCAAGAACUCCAGAACAAGUAUCAGAGUUUGGGCCCAAGGGAGAAUCCUACAUGAUACCACUGUGAAGAGAACCUCACACAGUCACCUUAAAGAGAAACUCACACAUAACAAACCAAACCACUACAGCUUCCCUAAGGAAAGAACCCCAUGUAAUUUCUCCCAGAGAAGCCAUCACGGUUCCUCUCAGAGAAGCCGUCACAGUCCCUCUCAGAGGAGCCAUCACAGUCCGUCUGAAAGGAGCCAUCGCAGUCCCUCUCAGAGAAGCCGUCGCAGUCCCUCUCAGAGUAGCCACCGCAGUCAUUCUCAGAGGAGUCAUCGCAGUUCAUCUGAGAGGAGCCAUCGCAGUCCCUCUCAGAGGAGCCGUCGCAGACCAUCUCAGAGAAGCCGUCGCAGUCCCUCUCAGAGUAGCCACCGCAGUCCUUCUCAGAGGAGUCAUUGCAGUUCAUCUGAGAGGAGCCAUCGCAGUCCCUCUCAGAGGAGCCAUCGCAGUCCAUCUCAGAGAAGCCAUCUCAGUACAUCUGAGAGGAGCUGUCACAGUCCCUUUCAGAGGAUCCAUCGCAGUCCCUCUCAGAGGAGGGGUCACAGACUGUCUGAGAGGAGAUGUCGCAGUCCCUCUGAGAGGAGAUGUCGCAGAUUGUCUGAGAGGAGAUGUCGCAGUCCCUCUGAGAGGAGAUGUUGCAGAUCGUCUGAGAGGAGAUGUCGGAGACCAUCUGAGAGGAGAUGUCGCAGUUCCUCUAAGAGGAGAGGAUACAGUCUUCCUGAGAGCAGACAGCCCAGGCCCUGUGAGAAGAGCCAUGGCAGUCCAUCUAAAAGGAGAGGGCAUAGUCAUUCUGAGAGUCGCAGACACAGUCACUCUAAUAGGAACCAACACAGUCCAUCUCAGAAAACCCAUGGAAGUCCCUCUGAGAGAACUCAUCACAGCGUCCCUAAUGAGAGGCCCAGACAUAAUUUGUCUAAAGGUUUCAAGUGUCACUCAAAUACAUCUCCUAGGGACCACACAAAAAACCCCAAAGCAGGGCAAGUUUGGAGUCUCGAAACCAGUAGAUGA